Messenger RNA from Exophiala xenobiotica, 1028 nucleotides. RefSeq lists its product as uncharacterized. Gene Ontology annotation, cellular component: cytoplasm. The transcript is spliced from 4 exons. The record is from RefSeq and is a predicted model, not a curated record. Gene Ontology annotation, molecular function: oxidoreductase activity, acting on the CH-OH group of donors, NAD or NADP as acceptor. Lineage: Eukaryota; Fungi; Ascomycota; Eurotiomycetes; Chaetothyriales; Herpotrichiellaceae. The coding region runs from base 171 to 992 and encodes 273 amino acids.
AGAAAAACGCAUGAGAACUUCACAGCCUCAAGAAGUCCAGUCGUGGGUGUUUUCAUCAUUGCGGCAGCUUGCUAGCGAGAAAUCCCUGGUCACUGUGAUAUCAAGACUGAGAAAGAGCCCGACCUUUCUCACAAUCCCCCGCGGAAGACGGUCCGUAUCCGACAACCAUCAUGGCUGGGCAGAAGAAGAGUAUCGUCGUCACAGGCGGCGCCAGCGGUAUAGGUCUUGGAAUCACUCGCUCUUUCGCCGAACAAGGCGCACACGUAUCUGUGUUGGAUGUCAAUGCCGAAGGCACAAAUAUUGUCAAAGCACUGUCUUCAGAGUUCUCCGACGCAAGCUUCUCAUUCCACAAGGUCGACAUAUCAAACUGGGACGAGCUUGCCGCAGCUUUUGAGCAGAUUCACCAAGACCAAGGCCGGAUCGAUGUCGUGAUGGCGAAUGCUGGGAUAUCGAAGGAAGGUCCACUCAUCGUGGACGAGGAAACGCCAUCAAAGCCCAACCUCCCGACCUUGGAGGUCAAUUUGAUUGGCACUAUUUACACCGUAAAACUGGCAAUCCAUUAUAUCAAGAAGAAUGCGCCCGUCAAUGGAGCGAUGCCGGCUUCGAGGGGAUCAAUCAUUUGCACAGCGUCCAAUGCCGGCUUAUAUCCAUUUCCAGUGGCCCCAAUCUAUGCAGCCUCCAAAUUUGGCGUGGUUGGCCUGGUUAGGUCGCUUGCACGACCUCUUGAGAAGCAAGCAAUCCAAAUCAAUGCGCUUGCUCCGGCGGUCCUAGAAACGAAUAUCGCGCCGAGCAAAGACCUUUUCAAGCCGAUGAUCAUGACCCCUAUGUCGACCUUGACGAGAGGAGUGCAACAGCUGGUGUCCGAUUCAUCGUUGACUGGCCAGAUCGCCGAGAUCCACGGCAACAAUGUAACCUUGGCCCAGCCGCCGCCUUAUGUGGAUGAGGAUACCGGCAAGAACAUUGAGACGUUCUGGUCGCUGGGAUAUGCGUAAGGAUAGCGGACUGAUGCCAGCCAAAUAAAAUCUUUG